Molecule: messenger RNA, 5361 nt
Organism: Drosophila guanche
Lineage: Eukaryota; Metazoa; Arthropoda; Insecta; Diptera; Drosophilidae
Gene: loco
Product: regulator of G-protein signaling loco
Exons: 5
Coding region: 359-5104 (1581 amino acids)
Biological process (GO): signal transduction
Molecular function (GO): protein binding; GTPase activator activity
Source: RefSeq, a predicted model, not a curated record
ACGCUUGCGCGUUACAGGCGUCUUUCAAAUUUGUUUUUAUCCAUUUAAAUGGCCUUAAUAACGCUCAAUAAUGCCAGCCAGCAUUUAUUAACAGUGUGAAAAUGUGAUAAUGCUUGUGUCUGGGCAUUCAAUCGAGCAGCUAAACACUGGAAAAAGUGUAACAAGAUUCGCCUGGCCAGCCACUUCCACUUCCUCCGUGUAUGUAUUGUAGUUGUUGCUGCUAUUUGAUUACAUAGCGCGAGCGCAGGAGAGCGAGCGAGAGCGCACAUCUUCUGCUAUUACCAAAAAGGGGCAGCAACAAACCGCAUUCCAGAGAGCGGACACGACGAAACCAGCAUCAAUGAAAAAGUGACCCGCAAUGCAUCACCACCAUCCGCCAUUGCCCAUAACGGGCACUGCGACUGUGGCAGCAGUGGCAGCGCCAGCGACAGGCAAUCCAUCAGCAUCGCCAGUCGUGGCAUCUGGCUCGACCGCGGCGGCAUCCACCUCGAACGUCCAGCAGCAGCAGCAACAACAACAGCAGCGGCGGCGUAAAAAGCGCCCCAAUUACAACUACAAUGGAACCCGCACCGUGGAGGUGCGACGAGGCUACAAUGGCUUCGGAUUCACCAUAUCGGGACAGCAGCCAUGUCGUCUGUCGUGCAUCAUCAGCAGCUCGCCCGCCGAGCAGGCCGGCCUACGAUCUGGCGACUUCCUCAUCUCGGUCAACGGCCUGAACGUGUCGAAGCUGCCGCACGAGACGGUGGUCCAGUUGAUCGGCAACUCCUUUGGCAGCAUACGCAUGCAGAUAGCCGAGAACUACUAUUCGGACAGCUCGGACGAGGAGAACGCCAAUGCCACGCUGCAAAUGCAGCGCAGUGCUAGAGGCCAGCUGCUGGCCGCCAGUUUGCGCCACAAGCCGCGUUUCCUGCAUCACAAAUCGAAGAUGCAUCGACUGCGCAAUUCGCCACACAAGAAGCUUCCGCCGGAUGCGGUGGAACCAAAGCCAAAGCCGAAGCCAGCACCGCCCACAGAUCACUCAACGCUGCGGCCCGUUCUGGAGGAUGCCCCGCUAGCGAAUCUCGCUGGCAAAUCGCCGGAUGUGGCCAAUGUGAGUGCCAUGGUGCGGGCCGUGGGCAGUGCGGCGCUGGAGUAUCGCGUGAUUGUGGGCUAUUUGGGCACCAUCGAAAUGCCCAAGCAAAUCUCCCACAGCUCCAAGCUGCAGACAGUGCGCUCCUGCAUUCGCAAGCUGCGGCAGGAGAAGCGUCAGCCCACCAUAGUGCUCAUGUGCAUCACACCCGACAGCCUCACGCUGCAGAGCGCCAACUGUGGAGUGCUGGCCACCUAUGCCUCGUCACGGCUGAACUACGUGAGCUCCUCGUCGGAGAGCGAGAAUCGUUUCUUUGGCCUGGUCACGAGCGCCGUUCACAAUACCCAAAUCGAGGAGGAGUACGAGCCAAAUGCUGGCAGCGGCGGCCAACACAUCAGCAUCUCGCACAGCUGUCAUGUGUUUGUGAUCGACACGAAGCUGAUUGAUCACGGACAGCAUCUGCAGCGAGCGCACGAGUUUCGGCUGCAGUGCACCAGGGAUCCCAUAUCAAAUCUGUGCCUGGAGUUUCCCAACAACUCGGAGUACGUGGUGAAUCUCAUUCGCAGCAUGUACACCAUGCGCAUCCUGCCACCGGCCAGUCGCAGCCAUCAGCCGGAGUAUGAGGCUGCUGCAGGAGCUGCGGUUGCCGGUGCCGCCGCCCACUCUCCGCAGCCGUCGAACCACAGCGAGAUUUCCACAACCACCUCCAACUCGGACUCGGGCAUUGGCUUCAACAACGACUGCACAAAUAUUUCCGAUCGCAUUUUGGUCGUGGAUUUCCUUGGGGCUGGAGCAGCGGCCGCAGUCCAUCCACCAGCAGCACCAUCCCAUCCGGCCCCAUCCCGUCCACAGGGGAUUGUGGGCAUGGCCGACAAUCGGUUGACAGUCCGGGCCAUGCCCGACCCGGCUGCUCAUCAAAUGUCACCCUCGGACAGCGCCUCGCUGCGUCGUCCGAAUCUCUUGGCCAGCUUCAAUCUCAUCAAGAGCCCGGCAACGAAUCUCACAUCCACGCGCUCUUGUGACGAUGUUCUCAACCUAUUUGUGGACGAUUCGCCGCGUGGUCUGGCUGGUGUUGCCUCCAUGGAUGACAUAUCCCUGCACUCCACUGCCCCAUCGUUGGACGAGCAGCCACACAUGUUUGUCCAUCCCUCGUGUGUGCCGCGCAAGCCACGCCGCUCGCUGGCCCUGGAGCCUGCACCCACAACACCGCACAAACUGAGUGUGCAGGUCUUUGGCCAGCCGGGCUCCCGUCACUCCCUGGGAUUCGAGGCCAUUGACAGCAUUCAGUCGUCGGCUAGCGUGGCCUGCAUCGAGCCACCCAUGGACACAUGGGCCAGCCUACAGAAUCUACACAAAACCCCCAAGGAUCGGCAGAGUUUGUCCGCAUCCUCGUCCACACAGUGCCUACUAGAAGCUACCAACAGUGAACCAGAUUUGGGGAACCGUGCUCUGCCCGCCAAUGCCUCGCCCUUUCGCCGAGCCUGGGGUCAGUCUUCAUUCCGUACACCGCGCACCGACAAGGUGGCCAAGCAGCUGCAGCCCCAGCAGCAGCAGCAGUCGUCGUCAUCGCCGCUGGUGAGACGCACUGCCUCGAUGAACGCCUCCGACCAUGAUGUGUACAUCAAGACGCUGAUGCUGGAUGACCUGAAGACGUCGACACGCAGCCAGCAACAGCUGAGUCUGCUGAAGGUUCCCAAAAUCCUGACCACGCCGGCGCCACCAUCCACCAUAUCGGUCAGCGCAGAGUCAACCGCAACAGACCUACCAGACAAUGGCAGCCCCAGCAGCUGGGGCGGUUCGUUCGAGCGAAUGCUGCAGGAUGCCGCCGGAAUGCAGACCUUUUCCGAGUUCCUCAAGAAGGAGUUUUCGGCUGAGAACAUUUACUUUUGGACCGCCUGCGAGCGCUAUCGCCUGAUCGAAUCGGAGGCGGAGAGGGCCAUCCAGGCGAGGGAUAUCUUUGGAAAGCAUCUGGCGAACAGCGGCUGCGAUCCCGUCAACGUGGACUCCCAGGCCCGCAAUCUUACGGAGGAGAAGCUCGCGAGUGCCGCUCCCGAUAUCUUUGCGCCCGCCCAGAAGCAGAUCUUCAAUCUGAUGAAAUUCGACAGCUAUCAGCGCUUCAUACGCUCCGAUCUCUACAAGAGCUGUGUGGAGGCCGAGCAGAAGAACCUGCCCCUGCCAUACAGCGGUGCCGAUCUGGAUGAGCUGCUGAAGACAAAUUUUCACUUAGCUGCCUCGUCAAAGCUCAAGAAGUCGGUAAGCAAUGCCGAGGAUCGACGCCGUAAGAGUCUACUCCCAUGGCAUCGCAAGACGCGAAGCAAGUCACGCGAUCGCACUGAGAUCAUGUCCGAUCUGCAGAGCAGCGCUUUGAUGCCAGCACCGCCGUUGCCGCCACCGACUCUGCUGACCAGCGCCUCGCUGAAGAUCGCCUCGGGCCAGAAUUCGCUGAGUGAUCUGCACAGUUCUCGCUCCUCUCUGUCGUCGUUUGACGCCGGUGUAUCGGGCGGCCAGGGAGCCAGUGCGGAGAGCGUGUGCUCUCUGUGUCGAGUGAUCCUAACGGAUGGAGCCACCACCAUAGUGCAGACGCGACCCGGAGAGACGGUGGGCCAGCUGGUGGAGCGGCUGCUGGAGAAGCGCAACCUCGUGUAUCCCUACUACGACAUUGUGUUCCAGGGCAGCACCAAGUCCAUCGAUCUGCAGCAGUCGUCGCAACUGCUGGCCGGCAAGGAGGUGGUGAUCGAGCGACGAGUGGCCUUCAAGCUGGACCUGCCCGACCCAAAGGUUAUAUCCGUUAAGAGCAAACCCAAGAAGCAGCUGCACGAGGUGAUCAGGCCCAUACUGACCAAAUACAACUACAAAAUGGACAACGUGCAGGUGAUAAUGCGCGACACCCAGGCCCCGCUCGACCUCAUGCAGCCGGUGACGAUGGCCGAUGGCCAGCGGCUGCGCAUCGUACUGCUCCAGGAUUUUCAGUCAGGCGGCGGCAGUAGCAUGCCGCCGAAGCAGACAAAACCAAUGAAGCCGUUGCCAUCCACGGCACAGGGACAGCUGGACGAGCUGACAAACAAGGUGUUCAACGAGCUGCUGCAGAGCAAGGCGGAGGCGGCUGCGGCAAAGCCACAGCCACAGCCACAGCCCAGCGAUCUGUGCUCCAUGAAGUCCAACGAGGCGCCCUCGGAGUGCUCCUCCUCCCUGUUCGAGCGGAUGCGUCGGCAGCAGCAGCAGCGCGACAACAUUCCUGUCAGCAAAUUGCCCAAACUGAAGAAGAAGUCCACAAGCAGUCAACAUUCCGAGGAGCCAACCACCAAUCCCUCUUCCUCCUCCUGUCUGGUGGCGGCGACAACGGCGGCCGCAGAUCCCAAGAAGCCCAUCAUUGCAAAGCUGAAGGCGGGCGUGAAGCUGCAGGUGACCGAGCGAGUAGCUGAGCACCAAGAUGAACUACUCGAGGGCCUGAAGCGGGCACAGCUGGCGCGGCUGGAGGAUCAGCGGGGCACUGAGAUUAACUUUGAUCUGCCCGAUUUCCUCAAGAACAAGGAGAAUCUCAAUGCGGCCGUCUCUAAGCUGCGCAAGGUGCGGGCCAACCUGAGUCCCGUCACCAGCAAGGUGCCGCCCAGCCCCACAGAGAUCCCUCAGCCGGCGCCACGCCUCUCCAUCACACGAAGCCAGCAGGUGGCGGGCAGCCAGCAGCAGCAAGUGUCGCCCAUGAAGGUGGACCAGGAACAAGAGACUGAAAUGCCUGCAGAGACGCAGGAUCAAAUUGAAUUUGCCAAAGCGCCGCCACCGUUGCCGCCAAAGCCAAAGGUGCUGCCCAUCAAGCCAUCCAACUGGGGUGUGGCCGUGCCGCAGCCAGCCGGAAACUACUGCAACAAAUUCUCCCCAACCAAACAGGCUCCAACAUCGCCCACGGCAAAGAGUGUUGCGUCCGCAGCUGGCUUUGUCAGCAAAAUUCCACUGGACAUUGGACGCAAGACGCUGGAGGAGGUGGUGGCGGGCACGCGGUGCGCCUACCUUGACGAGCCCAGCAGCAGUUUUGUGUGAUACUUCCUGGAUUCCCAAUGAAUGGAAUUGGCAUUGUUUUGAACUGGUUCUGAAAUUAUUUUGUAAAUACAUUUAUAUAUCUGCACUAUUUAUUGAUACCCAUACUCUCUCGCUGUUGAAUGAAUGUCCACCAACCAUAUCAACUAUGACCAUGAGCCUUCUAUGUAAUCUACAAAUAAUUAGCAACCAUAAGCCUUUAGCUUUAAAUCUUUUGUAUAAAUAUACAACAUACAUAUAUGCAUAUAAAAUAUUGCAAA